CUCACUUGGACAAGGUGAUUCAGCUUUGGAGGAACAACAUCACUACGACACUAAGUCACCACAUCCCUACGCUACUACACCACUACGCUACUACACCACUACGCUACUACACCACUACGCUACUACACGACAUUAUGGCCACGAGACCUGAAUUGCCAGAUGGACUUCUCGGAGCUCUGCCAAAGUUUAGUGAGCUUAAGCUCAAAACUGACAGCCACAGACAAUCCGAGUUUCAAGUGGCAGCUAACAAUGUAUGCAUCAGGAUCAAGACAGCUAUUCCUGUCAAGGUGGGAACCAAGUUAACCCAGUGUGACGGGGAGAAAGUUCUGCCAGACUAUGUCUUGACACAGAGACCAGACGAGACGUACGUCUGUUUCCACCUUGGCUUCCCCUCCUCCGGCUGGUACACCUUCACCAUCUUCGCCCUGCGGGAGACCGACCCCAGUGAAUCAAUGCCUAACGUCUACACCUACCUGAUCGACGCGGUGGUUCCCAAACCAGCCCGGACCUACCCCAAGGUGUACACAAAGUUCUACACGGACUACUGUGUCCUGGAGCAACCUAUGGUGCUGAACGCCCAACAGAAGCAUCUUGACCAGGUCAAGUUCGACCUUCUGGUGCCUGGAGCUAACAAGGUUGCUGUCCAUGUAGGGGACGAGUGGUUCAAGUUGACCAAGAUCGGGGACAACUGGCAGGAUACCCUUGACCUUCAUGAGUACAAUCAACCUAAGGCCAAAGUUCAAGUGAUGGCAACAUACGAUGAAGAAGGCAUCAACUACAAGGGUCUGUUGGAGUAUGUUCUGUAGGAAUAGGCUCUGACACGGGAUGUAUGUGAGGUGCCAGUCUCUAGCACGUUUGUAUGUGAGCGGUGCAAGUCUCUAGCACCAGCUGUAUGUGAGAGGUGCAAGUCUCUAGCACGUUUGUAUGUGAUAGGUGCAAGUCUCUAGCACCGGCUGUAUGCGUGGUGCAAGUCUCUAGCACCAGCUGUAUGUGAGAGGUGCAAGUCUCUAGCACGUUUGUAUGUAAUAGGUGCAAGUCUCUAGCACUAGCUGUAUGCGUGGUGCAAGUCUCUAGCACCAGCUGUAUGUGAGAGGUGCAAGUCUCUAGCACGUUUGUAUGUGAUAGGUGCAAGUCUCUAGCACCGGCUGUAUGUAAGAGGGGCCAACUCUAGCACCAGCUGUAUGUGAGAGGUCCAAGUCUCUAGCACCAGCUGUAUGCAUGGUGCAAGUCUCUAGCACCAGCUGUAUGUGAGAAGUGCCAACUCUAGCACCGGCUGUAUGUAAGAGGUGCCAACUUUAGCACCAGCUGCAUGUCAGAGGUGCAAGUCUCUAGCACCGGCUGUAUGUGAUAGGUGCAAGUCUCUAGCACCGGCUGUAUGUGAGAGGUGCCAACUCUAGCACCAGCUGUAUGUGAGAGGUGCAAGACUCUAGCUCCGCCUGUAUGUUAGAAGUGUCAACUCUAGCACCGCCUGUAUGUGUGAAAUGCCAGGCUGUAGCACCUACAUGUUUGAGACUUCCAGCACUUUUUGUAUCUCAGAAAACUGUUUUCUUCUAGACGUGGUUCAACUAGGCUGUAACUAGAGAAACAACUCUUGGAUAUUUUAUUUCUCUGUGUAUCAUUAGAUUGUGUCACUACACACAAACUUACAACUUUAUUAUCGUCUUAGUCAUGAAAUUCAGGCCUGUAAAAUUUGUAUGUACUUUAUAACAAUAAAGUUAAAAAUUGUGUGUAUUUUGUAA
This is a messenger RNA of Physella acuta, 1739 nucleotides long. RefSeq lists its product as uncharacterized. NCBI's taxonomy places the organism in Eukaryota, Metazoa, Mollusca, Gastropoda, Physidae. The record is from RefSeq and is a predicted model, not a curated record.